AUGCCCUCGCCUCUUCCCCGGCGCAGGUACGUCCCCAGCGAGCUGUCGCCGUCGGUGGACGCCAGGCCCUGCAGCAGCCCUUCCGAGCGCCCGGGGCGGGCGGGGAGGCCCUUCCUGGGGGACAGUCCGCCCAGGGCGCCGCGGCUCCCCCGCCGGCUGGCCUGGUGCUCCAUCGACUGGGAGCAGGUGCGCUUCCUGCGGAGGCUGGGCGCCGGCGGCUUUGGCUCGGUGUACAAGGCCACCUACCACGGCGUCCCGGUGGCCGUAAAGCAAGUGAACAGGUGCGCCAAGAACCGAGCGGCGUCGCGGCGCAGCUUCUGGGCGGAGCUCAACAUCGCGCGGCUUCGCCACGACAACGUCGUGCGCGUGGUGGCCGCCAGCACGCGCACGCCCGCGGGCUCCGACAGCCUGGGCACCAUCAUCAUGGAGUUUGGGGGCAACGUCACCCUUCACCAAGUCAUAUACGAGGACGCCGAGCCUCCCUGCUGUGCCGGAGACCGGUUAAGUUUGGGGAAGUGUCUGAAGUAUUCCCUGGAUAUUGUGAACGGCCUGCUCUUCCUUCACUCGCAGAGCAUCGUGCACCUGGACCUGAAGCCUGCUAACAUUCUGAUCAGUGAGCAGGACGUCUGCAAAAUCGGGGACUUCGGCUGCUCCGAGAAGCUGGAAGGGCGGCUGUGCUCGCAGGCCCGCCCCUACCCCCUGGGGGGCACCUACACCCACCGAGCCCCGGAGCUGCUGAAAGGAGAGACCGUGACGCCCAAAGCGGACAUCUAUUCCUUCGCCAUCACCCUCUGGCAAAUGACCGCCAAGGAGGCCCCGUACUCGGGGGAGCGGCAGUACGUGCUCUACGCCGUGGUGGCCCACGGCCUUCGGCCGUCUCUGUCGGCAGCUGUCUUCACGGACUCCAGGUCUGGGAAAAGCCUGGCCAAGGUCAUCCAGGGCUGCUGGGGGGCCAGUGCUUCGCAGCGGCCAAGUGCGGCCCUCCUCUUGGUUGACCUGAACUCCUUACGAGCUGAAUGUGGCUGA
Molecule: messenger RNA, 1026 nt
Organism: Hyaena hyaena (striped hyena)
Lineage: Eukaryota; Metazoa; Chordata; Mammalia; Carnivora; Hyaenidae
Gene: MOS
Product: MOS proto-oncogene, serine/threonine kinase
Exons: 1
Coding region: 1-1026 (341 amino acids)
Biological process (GO): protein phosphorylation
Molecular function (GO): ATP binding; protein kinase activity
Source: RefSeq, a predicted model, not a curated record